GUGUGUUGUGGGCUUAGGUUCAACUUUCAUCAUAUAAAAUGUAAAAAAGAAGAAGGCCCUAAGCAGGUACAAUAUGUGGGCUUCCACAUUAACAACAGAAGGCCCAACGGAGACCUCGAAACCCUAAGUUGAAUCUUUGUGUCUGCUAUAGCACUGGAAAGUUGUAGCCGUAGGUAGCAGUUGCACACGGCGCAAAGGGGAACAAGAAGAAGAAGAUGGUGUCCUUGAAGCUUCAGAAGCGGCUCGCCGCUAGCGUCCUAAAGUGUGGCAGAGGCAAGGUCUGGCUCGAUCCAAAUGAAGUCAAUGAAAUCUCCAUGGCCAAUUCUCGACAAAACAUAAGAAAGUUGGUUAAGGAUGGGUUUAUUAUCAGGAAGCCAACUAAGAUUCACUCUCGCUCUCGUGCUCGUCGAAUGAAGGAGGCCAAGAGGAAGGGACGUCACUCUGGCUAUGGUAAGCGUAAGGGUACAAGGGAGGCAAGGCUUCCCACCAAAAUCCUUUGGAUGAGGAGGAUGCGUGUCCUCAGGCGCUUGCUUCGCAAGUACAGGGAAUCAAAGAAGAUUGACAAGCACAUGUACCACGAUAUGUACAUGAAGGUGAAAGGUAAUGUUUUCAAGAACAAGAGAGUCUUGAUGGAGAGCAUACACAAGUCCAAGGCUGAGAAGGCAAGAGAAAAGACCUUGUCUGACCAGUUUGAGGCUAAGCGUGCCAAGAACAAGGCUAGCAGGGAGAGGAAAAAUGCUCGUAGGGAGGAGCGCUUGGCCCAAGGUCCAGGAGAGAGGCCACCAGCAGCACAAACUGCUACACCUGCAACAGCAUCCCAGCCUCCUCAAGCAUCGAAGAAAUCCAAGAAGUGAGUCGCAUAUACAGAGAUUUGGUGGAUGGGCAGGUCUUUAUCUAUGCGGGCAUCUUCAGUUGCUCUGCUCAAGUAUUUUUUGUCACAUUUCUUUAUGUUGGUUAUAUAGACUUAGUUACUCCGACCUAUGUUUGUCAUUUAUAUAGCCAACAUAGAACUUUAUCGGAUGUUUUUUUAUGAUUUGCAUUAAUGAUAAAAUUUUCCACAGUAUUGUUAAUGGUAAAAUAAGACUUUAUUGCCCUU
Glycine soja is the source of this 1096-nucleotide messenger RNA. RefSeq names its product 60S ribosomal protein L19-3-like. The coding region runs from base 216 to 854 and encodes 212 amino acids. Gene Ontology annotation, molecular function: RNA binding; structural constituent of ribosome. NCBI's taxonomy places the organism in Eukaryota, Viridiplantae, Streptophyta, Magnoliopsida, Fabales, Fabaceae. Gene Ontology annotation, biological process: translation. Gene Ontology annotation, cellular component: ribosome; cytosolic large ribosomal subunit. The record is from RefSeq and is a predicted model, not a curated record. The transcript has 5 exons.